Messenger RNA from Dromiciops gliroides (monito del monte), 8565 nucleotides. Its product is annotated as host cell factor 1-like. The transcript has 27 exons. Gene Ontology annotation, cellular component: histone methyltransferase complex. Bases 143 to 6412 code for a protein of 2089 amino acids. Gene Ontology annotation, biological process: chromatin remodeling; regulation of DNA-templated transcription. The record is from RefSeq and is a predicted model, not a curated record. Gene Ontology annotation, molecular function: transcription coactivator activity; protein binding. NCBI's taxonomy places the organism in Eukaryota, Metazoa, Chordata, Mammalia, Microbiotheria, Microbiotheriidae.
UCGUCUGAGGAAAGGAGAAGAUGGCGCCUUCCACAACUGUUUCCUCGAAAUUUUAGUGAGAGAGGUGGUUUUUUUUUCAUUCAGAAAAUUUGAAAUUCGGAAACAUCAUUGGAACUGUGGUGCAAUCAUUAUAUGUGUUCUAAUGGCCUCGGCACCUGUCGUAGUGCAGCCAGCGACCCCUUCAUCCGUCCUCCUGCAACCGCGCUGGAAACGUGUUCAGAAUUGGUCUGGACCUGUACCCCGACCUCGACAUGGUCAUCGUGCUGUAUCUAUUAAAGAACUUAUCGUAGUUUUCGGUGGUGGUAACGAAGGCAUCGUGGACGAACUACACGUAUAUAAUACGGCAACCAAUCAAUGGUUUAUCCCUGCUGUUCGAGGAGACAUUCCUCCAGGCUGUGCAGCCUAUGGCUUUGUGUGUGAUGGAACUCGCCUUCUUGUCUUUGGUGGGAUGGUGGAGUAUGGAAAGUAUAGCAAUGAUCUAUAUGAAUUACAGGCAAGCAGGUGGGAAUGGAAGAGGCUCAAAGCAAAGUCACCUAAGAAUGGGCCCCCUCCUUGUCCUCGUCUUGGACACAGCUUCUCUCUUGUGGGUAACAAAUGUUACCUCUUUGGGGGUCUAGCCAACGACAGUGAAGAUCCCAAGAAUAACAUUCCAAGGUACCUGAAUGAUCUCUACAUCUUGGAAUUAUGUCCAGGUUCAGGUGUGGUGGCUUGGGACAUUCCUAUUACCUAUGGGGUCUUGCCCCCACCCCGGGAGUCCCAUACAGCCGUAGUUUAUACAGAAAAGGACAAGAAGAAAUCCAAGCUGGUCAUUUAUGGGGGAAUGAGUGGCUGCAGGCUGGGUGACCUUUGGACCCUAGAUAUUGAGACUCUAACAUGGAAUAAACCCAGCCUCAAUGGAGUGGCUCCUCUUCCUCGAAGUCUUCAUUCUGCUACUACCAUAGGAAACAAAAUGUAUGUGUUUGGUGGCUGGGUACCUCUUGUCAUGGAUGAUGUCAAAGUAGCCACACAUGAGAAGGAGUGGAAGUGUACCAGUACACUGGCGUGUCUUAACCUAGAUACUAUGACAUGGGAGACAAUCGUAAUGGAUAUGUUGGAGGACAGUGUUCCCCGAGCUCGGGCUGGUCAUUGUGCUGUGGCCAUCAAUACCCGACUCUACAUUUGGAGUGGAAGGGAUGGCUACCGAAAAGCCUGGAAUAACCAGGUUUGCUGUAAGGACCUCUGGUACUUGGAGACAGAAAAGCCCCCAGCUCCAUCCCGGGUACAUUUGGUUCGAGCAAACACAAAUUCCCUAGAGGUGAGCUGGGGAGCAGUGUCAAGAGCUGAUAGCUACCUCCUGCAACUUCAGAAAUAUGACAUUCCUCAUACAGCAGCUUCUACCUCACCAGUGGCUAAUCCAGUUCCUUCUGUGCCUGUCAAUCCUCCCAAAAAUUCUGCCCCAGCUAUCAUAGACCCUACAGUAGUACAGCCACUUACUCAAGUGGGCAUCACACUUCUCCCUCAAAGUUCUGUGACUCCCCCAACCACUACCUCUAUCCAGGUUUUGACAACAGUCCCUGGAAGUUCUGUUACUGUGCCGACCAUGACUAGAACUCAAGCAGGUGUUACUACUGUUCUUAAAGUAACUGGCCCCCAGGCCACAACAGGAAACCAGUUAGUCACUGUCCGGCCCACCAGCCAAGCGGGAAAAGCACCUGUCACUGUCACUUCAUUGCCUGCUGGUGUACGGAUGGUUGUACCAACGCCAAGCUCUCAGGGCACGGUGAUGGGUAGCAGUCCUCAGAUGAGUGGAAUGGCAGCUCUGGCAGCUGCUGCAGCUGCCACCCAGAAGAUCCCUCCAUCUACUCCUACAAUGUUGAGUGUUCCUGCAGGCACUACUAUUGUUAAAACUGUGGCAGUAUCACCUGGAACUACCACUUUACCAGCUACUGUGAAGGUGGCUUCCUCACCAGUCAUGGUGAGCAACCCAGCCACUCGAAUGCUUAAGACAGCAGCCGCCCAAAUUGGGACAUCUGUCUCAUCAGCUAGCAGUACUCCUACUUGUCCCAUCAUUACUGUUCACAAGUCAGGCACAGUAACUGUGGCUCAGCAAGCCCAGGUGGUGACCACUGUUGUGGGAGGAGUCACCAAGACUAUCACACUAGUGAAGAGUCCAAUCUCUGUUCCAAGUGGGAGUGCUCUGAUUUCUAAUCUUGGCAAAGUUAUGUCAGUUGUUCAAACCAAACCUGUACAGACCUCAGCAGUAACAGGCCAGGCUUCCACUAACCCCAUGACACAGAUCAUCCAGACAAAGGGAACUUUGCCAGCAGGGACCAUUCUGAAACUAGUGACAUCAUCAGAUGGCAAACCUACCACUAUCAUCACAACAACCCAGGCCAGUGGGACAGGAACGAAGCCAACCAUCUUGGGCAUCAGCAGUGUCUCUGCUAGUAGCACAAAACCUGGCACCACUACCAUCAUCAAAACUAUUCCCAUGUCAGCCAUCAUCACCCAGUCUGGAGCAACAGGUGUAACCAGCAGCCCUGGAAUAAAGUCUCCCAUCACCAUUAUCACCACAAAAGUUAUGACCUCUGGCACAGGAACACCUGCCAGAAUCAUUACUGCUGUCCCUAAAAUUACUACUGGCCAUGGUCAGCAAGGAGUGACCCAGGUUGUACUGAAGGGAGCCCCAGGGCAGCCAGGGACCAUACUCCGCACAGUGCCCAUGAGUGGAGUGCGGCUUGUUACCCCUGUCACAGUGUCAGCUGUUAAGCCAACAGUCACCACAUUAGUAGUGAAGGGCAACACUGGUGUUACAACUUUAGGGACUGUAACAGGCACUGUGUCCACCAGUCUUGCUGGAGCCAGUGGGCAUAAUAUCAGUGCUUCUCUCGCUACUCCUAUCACCACUUUGGGCACCAUUGCCACCCUUUCAAGCCAAGUGAUUAAUCCUGCAGCCAUUACUGUUCCAACAGCACAGACCACAGUAACAGCAGCUGGGGCUCUCACUACUCCUGCCAUUACUAUGCAGCCUGUCUCUCAGCCCACUCAGGUGACGCUGAUUACAACACCGAGUGGUGUGGAGAGCCAGCCAGUACAUGAUCUCCCUGUCUCCAUCCUGGCCUCACCUACAACAGAACAACCUACAGUUACAAUUGCUGACGCGGGCCAAGGUGACAUACAGCCUAGUACUGUGACUUUGAUGUGUUCUAACCCACCAUGUGAAACCCAUGAGACGGGUACCACCAACACAGCAACCACAAGUGUUGUAGCCAACCUUGGGGACUUUUCACAAUCCACAGAAGUUCAUUUCACCUGUGACAGUCAGGACAUUUCAACAGUUGGGCAACAGAAUGGCACUAUAAUACAGGUUUGCUCCAACCAACCUUGUGAGACCCCUGACGCAAGCACUUCCAGCACUUCCACAGCCAACUUAAGCCCUCUACCCAUGGGCAUGGGACAGAUUCUGUGCUUAAAUUCUCCAUCUGAGACCCAUGAAACAGAUACCACCAAUACAGCCACCACAGCCAUAUCUAGCAUUAGUGGACAAAAUGUCUGCUCCGGUCCUCCAUGUGAGACCCAUGAAACAGGAACCACUAGUACAGCCACUACAGCCACUGCCAACAUGGGCACUACGCAGCCAGCACCUAGCAACCCUCAGUUUGAAAAAUACACAGGUGAUAGUCAGCCCAGCAUGAGUGGGGAGCUCCAAGGAUCUUGGUCUCCCACCAUGCUUUCAUGCCAAACUCAUCAGAGUAGCUCAGCCAACAUUGCCCUAACUACAGAAUCCACAGAGGUAACGUCAGCAACCACCAAUCAGGUUUGCCAAAAGUUCUCAUUCAGAGAGGUCACUACUAGUAUUGGUAAUAAGGGGCUUUAUAUCCCAAAUAUUAAAGCUGAGCAAACAAGCCCAUCUACUAUGACAGGUUUUAACCCACUAAGGUGGACAAAUUGGCACUCUGAGACACAUGAUAUUCACAAAAACAAUGUCCCCACCAUGGGACAGCUGAAUACAGAUGCCAAGGAAACCACUGAGAUACAGACAUCCACUAAAUAUUUGUGCUCAAAACACCAAAACAACCUGACCAUAACUCCAAAAGCCACAGAAACACAGUGUUCUGUGGCUACUAUACCUCUCCUAUGUUCUGAUCCUCUUUGUGAAAUCUAUGAGACUGGUAUUAACUCAGCUAGGGACAAUGCCCAACAAGUAUGCCAUAACCCACCAUGUGAAAUUCAUAAAACAAAUAUAAGUACAGCCACUACUACUACCUCCUGUAUAUUCAUUAAUCAUAAUAGUAUGCAGCAAACAAUUCUUAGCACCACCGAGGCAGUUAUUAGUGAGAACAAAGAGCCUCUCUGUGGUUCCAGCCCUCCCCAUAAAACCUUGGAGACAGGUUCAGAUUUAGUAUUACUACCAACUGCCACAACUAUUCCCAGGAUCAGACCCCCCUCAGGAGUCAAUUCUGGAGAAAAACUGUGUUCUAAUCCCCCAUGUGAAACCCAUGAGACUGGUACCACGCACACGGCUACCACUGUCAUUUCAAACAUGGGCUCCAACAAAGCUCCUCCUCCAACUAGUAGUGGACAAGAAGAUCUAGGGAACACACAAGAGACUUCUGUGAUUGCCACCACUUCCAGCAUCAUGACAACAGCUAUUUCUACCCAGUCAAGGGCAAUAACCACUGUGACACAGUCUACAUUGGUCCCCAGCCCUUCAGUUCCAAAUAUCUCGUUAAUGAUAGAAACACCUCCAGAGGAGAAAAUGAAGAAAGUUCCUGAUCCAGAUGCAAUUUCAGGGACUUUGCCUAGCACAGAGGCACCUCUUUCUGCUACAUAUAUGUUAGAUUCAGAUGAAAUAAAAGCUAAGGAAGAGUCAAGAGAAAAACUGCCACCACUCCUCCUGCAGCCCACUCAGUACUCAGGGUCAACUAUGGAAGAACAGUCACAGGUUCCCAAGAGCCAGGUGGCUUUGGACAUAAGUGUUACCAAGGAAUUCCCACCAGACCAAAACCCUAACAACUCGGCUAUAGUGACUGCUGUAAUGGUGCAAAAUCCUCAACAAUCUGAAGUGGAUCAGCUUCCUUUGUCCCAUGAAUUGAUGGCUGAGGGACAGGUGGGGACCACAACACUAAUGGUUUCAGGACUUUCCCCAGAAGAGCUUGCAGUCACUGCAGCAGCUGAGGCUGCAGCCCAUGCAGCAGCCAAUGAGGAAGCCCAGGCUUUGGCCAUACAAGCUGUGCUACAGGCUGCCCAAAAAGCUGUAAUGGGUACUUCAGGGGAGCCCAUGGACACAUCAGACACAGCAGUGAUACAAACAGAACAGGACCACCUCCCCACAGAAGCCCAAGAAGGUCAAUCUACUGCCAUUCCCAUUGUAUUGACCCAGCAAGAACUUGCUGUCCUGGUACAGCAGCAACAUCAAUUACAGGAGACCCAGGUCCAGCCACAGCAGCAGCAUCAACACCACUUCCCUACUGAGGCCCUGGCUCCUGCUGACAGUCUCAAUGACCCAACCACUGAGAGCAGUGGACUUAGCGAUGCAGCCAGUGCUGUUACCAGCACAGUAACUCUUAUGUCUUCUGCAGCUACAGGGAGUCUGGCAGCAUCUAAUACAUUUGUGACCCCUCCAUCUAUAGUGGUAGCCAGCCCAGCCAAAAUGCAGGCUGCAACUGCCUUGACUGAGGUAGCCAGUGGUAUGGAGUCAGUAUUGAAACCUAAUCUACCAACCCCAUCCAUCAAAGCAUCCAUGAAGAAGGAAAACCAGUGGUUUGAUGUGGGUGUCAUCAAAGGCACCAGCAUGAUGGUAACUCAUUAUUUCCUGCCACAUGAUGAUGUUUCAGUUAUGGAUUAUAAUUCCAGCAUUAUUCCUGACUAUAACCAGUUGAAAAAGCAAGAGCUGCAGCCAGGCACAGCCUAUAAGUUUCGAGUAGCAGGGAUAAAUUCCUGUGGCCGAGGACCCUUCAGUGAGAUCUCAGCCUUCAAGACAUGUCUUCCUGGUUUCCCUGGAGCCCCCUCUGCCAUUAAAAUCAGUAAAAACCCAGAUGGUGCCCAUGUUACUUGGGAACCACCUUCAGUGACUUCAGGCAAAAUCAUCGAAUAUUCUGUAUACCUUGCCAUACAAAGCUCCCAGUUAAGUGAUCAGAAGAGCUCAGCCCCAACUCAGCUAGCUUUCAUGCGUGUCUACUGUGGGCCCAAUCCAUCAUGCUUAGUGCUCUCUUCCAGUCUUUCCAGUGCUCACAUUGACUACACCACCAAACCUGCUAUUAUCUUCCGAAUUGCUGCCCGAAAUGAGAAGGGCUAUGGCCCUGCAACACAAGUCAGGUGGCUACAAGAAUCUAGUAAAGAUGGCUCUAAUGCAAAGUCUGCCAACAAGCGGCUGUUGUCCUCCCCUGAAAUGAAAUCAGCUCCAAAGAAAUCCAAGGCUGAUGGUCAGUAAAAGAAGGCUGAUUACCUAGUUCCUUCUUAUUCAGGAAUCUCCACCCUCACUUUUCAUCCUCAACUCUUCUCCAGAGGCACCACUUGCCACCCCUCAACUAUGUAUUAUGUGAGCUGCUGGACACUAUUGCUUCUGUCAUUUUUCUUGAUUGGGAAUUAGUCUUAGAACACAAGUGAUUUUGAAGAAAGCAAAUGUUACCACUGAACUUAAAACUGGGAAAACAGACGAACUCAUAAACUUGUAAUUUAGUACUGCCACACCAUAACUUUCCUCAUACCCAAGUCUUGUGGGUAAAAGUUAUGGUGUUGGGAAGAAGACAUUUCAGUUACCUCAAUCAGACCUUCUGGCCCCUGUAUGUAUACUCAGCUACUCCAUGGUAAACAUUUUUCUUGUUCUGCAUUCAAAGAGACACUUUUUUUUUUAAGGGGGGGGGUUUCUCACAGAAAAACAUUCCUGUGGAUAAAUGUUCCAUCCUUCUAACAGGUAUGAUCAGUGAUUUUCUUGGCAUUAAUCGCUCUGUUGGGUUAGUCCACUUUUUUUUUCUUUUGAGUAUUUACUCACUUAAAUUCUUUAAAUUUGUAGGCUCUUAUCUCCUUCUCAUUAGCAACUCUUUGGAAAAUUAGAGUAUUUCUCAAAGCCUUCUUACCCCAAAUUCUUAUUUAUAUACAUGAAUAUUAAUUCCUGUGGAGAUAACCACAGGUUGGGGUCUUUUGGUUUGUGGGCAGAUUUUCAUCAGUAGAGGUAGAAACACCGCCCCCAUCCCCCAACCCACCAAUUAAAACCCUGUAUGGGGUCAAAGAGAAAAAAUUGAUACAAUGAUGUUAAUAACUUUUAUUAUGCUCUUAAAAUAUGAGAGGUGUUUCAUUUUUAUAUUUUGCCAACUGUACAGAAUAAAUUUGUGUGUGUAUACACUUUUUUUCCCUUGUUAACGUCAUAUGUAGGAACAUUGAAGGAAGAAAACUGGUGGGUACAUGAUACCUGAAAUGGCUUUUAUUUUGUUCAUUGCCUGCAAAAGAUUCAUUGGCAAAGUUGUUUUGGUUUGAUUUGGGCAGGGCUGGAGGGCAGGGUAACUAUUGAUGUUUUUCUUUUUCCUCUCAUUUGACUUUUUCUUGGUAAUCAAGGCAAAAAAAGAAUGUUAAGUCAUCAAGUUUUGUAUUAUUCCCAGUAGAAUUUGAAAGAAGAGAUGCCUUGUUCUUUGUAGCCUCCAUAGGGGUCAAAUAUAGAUAGGAAAUAUGACAUCUCUAUAAUAAUAUGUGGGGAAGAUGGAAUAUAAAAGGAUAAACUUAAAUCUUAUUGAGCAGGCAUCACACAAACAUUAUUUUUUGUUUCUGCAGGGUUUUUUUUUGGUUUGGUUUGGUUUUUGCAGGCAAUGAGGAUUAAAGUGACUUGCCCCCGGUCACACAGCUAUUUAGUGUCAAGUAUUUGAGGCUGGAUUUGAACUCUGGUCCUCCUGAAUCCAGAGCUGAUGCUUUAUCCACUGUGCCAUCUAGCUGCCCCUCACACAAACAUUAAAAAGUGGAGAGGAUCUUAGGUUGAAAAAUAUUUAAUUGUAUGGAUAUCUCUACCAUGUAAAGAUAACAAUGAUGAGACAUGUUGUGAAUGUACCUGGGUAUAGCCAUCUCAAAUUAGAAAAUUCGAAAAUUUUUAAAUUUUUCCUUUCAUCUUAGCUUAUCUAUACUCCCAAAGAAAAGAAUCAUUCAGUGGGGCUAAUUAAUAUAAAAAGGUAGGGUUGUAGAAGAAUAUCCUUUUCCAUAUAUCUUAUUUUUAAAUUGUUAUUUUUAUACAAAUACCAUCCCCCCAAAUUUAAUCUUUUUUACAGCAUAUUGCCAUUAUUUCUAGUACAGUAGGAAGAAAUAGUCACGUUUCUUGUGUUCUUUUCCACAAGUCUACCCUACCACUAUUCCUCCUUCACAAGUCCUACAGAGCUUUUAGAGUUUCUGUUCUUUUGUAUUAUAGUUAUUUCAUUGUGAAAUAUUUUACUGUUUAUCUGUAUAUCUGUUUGCCCAAUAAGAUGUUUUCCUUUGGUUUUACGAAUGUAAAACAUUAAUAUUUUAUUCUCCAUUUUUGAAAAAAAUUUCAUACUUUAGUGAUGUACAAGAAAGAUCCCUUCCUAAACCAGUAUUAGCAUUGUGCUAUCUUGUUUUUGUGAUAUU